Molecule: messenger RNA, 258 nt
Organism: Meloidogyne enterolobii
Lineage: Eukaryota; Metazoa; Nematoda; Chromadorea; Rhabditida; Meloidogynidae
Source: the annotation of a GenBank genome assembly
AUGGGCAUUGGACUUUCUGAGAAAAAUGUUUCGUUAAAUCGUUUGCCUGGAUGGGAUCCAAUUUCUUAUGGAUACCACGGGGACGAUGGAAAUUUCUUUUCGUCUUCUGGCAAGGGAGUUGAAUAUGGACCUACUUUUACUACUGGAGAUGUUAUUGGGUGUGGAUUGAAUUUUGUGACUAGACAAUUAUUUUUUACGAAGAAUGGACAACAUUUGGGUAUUUUAAAAAUUAUUUUUCAAGGUCUAAAUUUUUUUUGA